Messenger RNA from Castor canadensis (American beaver), 4703 nucleotides. RefSeq names its product TIMP metallopeptidase inhibitor 3 (gene Timp3). Gene Ontology annotation, cellular component: extracellular matrix. Gene Ontology annotation, molecular function: protease binding; metalloendopeptidase inhibitor activity. The record is from RefSeq and is a predicted model, not a curated record. Gene Ontology annotation, biological process: negative regulation of endopeptidase activity; response to cytokine; negative regulation of membrane protein ectodomain proteolysis. NCBI's taxonomy places the organism in Eukaryota, Metazoa, Chordata, Mammalia, Rodentia, Castoridae.
CAUAGUUGGUCCAUUCCACUUUUGGUGAGGAUGAUUUCAAAAACGUUUAUUUAAUGAAAACUACAUCCAAGACGAGGUCAAGUUUCUUAUGCAUCAUCUCCCCUAAUUCCUUCAGGACAUCAGACCACUAUGAUUACUGUUUUAUAGAAAGCUACUUCCUUGCCUCCAGUUACAACUGCCAUGAACAGUGGGGCUGGGAUUGGUACUGCUCAGCCUGAUUCCUGAGAUCCCACACCCACCAGUCCUAGGUUCCCAUUGAACUAGGUUCUGUUGCAUCGCUUGUUAACUAGGUGCUGGGCACAGGGACCUAGCAGAAUGCUGUCAGGGGCACUGAGAGAGCUGGGGUGGAUCACAGCCCUAUGGAUGUGUCAGGACAUGGAAAAUUUUACAUAUGCCAAGGAAGACUUCUGGUUGAAGUUGAGGUUGGGGUUAGGAAGGGCAUCCUGGGGGUGAGCUGGCCAGCCCUGAGAUGAUACUUUCAAUGUGGUUCAGGCCUUCAUAACCUCCUCCUUGUCUUUCUUUUGACACUCUCUUCUGCAGUGAUCCGGGCCAAGGUAGUGGGAAAGAAGCUGGUGAAGGAGGGGCCCUUUGGCACGAUGGUCUAUACUAUCAAGCAGAUGAAGAUGUACCGAGGUUUCACCAAGAUGCCCCAUGUGCAGUACAUCCACACGGAAGCCUCUGAAAGUCUCUGUGGUCUUAAGCUGGAGGUCAACAAGUACCAGUACCUGCUGACAGGUCGUGUCUAUGAUGGCAAGAUGUACACAGGGCUCUGCAACUUCGUGGAGAGGUGGGACCAGCUCACUCUUUCCCAGCGUAAGGGGCUGAACUACCGCUAUCACCUGGGCUGCAACUGCAAGAUCAAGUCUUGCUACUACCUGCCUUGUUUCGUGAGCUCUAAGAACGAGUGUCUCUGGACCGACAUGCUCUCCAAUUUUGGUUACCCUGGAUACCAGUCCAAACACUACGCUUGCAUCCGGCAGAAGGGCGGCUACUGCAGCUGGUACCGAGGAUGGGCCCCCCCAGACAAGAGCAUCAUCAAUGCCACAGACCCCUGAGCUCAGACCCUGCCCCACCUCACCUCCCUCCCUUCCCGCUGAGCCUCCCUCGGACACUAACUCUUCCCAGAUGAUACCAGUGAAAUUAGUGCCUGUUUUCUUGCAAAUUUAGCACUUGGAACAUUUAAAGAAAAGUCUAUGCUGUCUAUGGAGUUGAUUUGGAGCUAUUCUCCUGGCCCCAUCCUACCCCUUCUUUUUGGUUAAUGACAUCACCCAUUUUUACCUGGGAAUUUCUGGUGCCAUGCCAGAAAGAACGAGGAAUGUAUACUCCCCUUCUUCGUGAUAUAUAAUCUAUAUUUUUUUAGGAAAACAAAAAUUGAAAAAUCUACCCCAUUUGGGCAUUGUAAUAGCGACUUCUCUUUCUUCUUCCCCUCUCGGCCACCUCCCAGACUCUCCUUCCCUUGUCCUUCUCCUCUACCCCAGUAUACAAAGGGCACAGACAAGGAAGUUACCUAAAGGCCAGCUGUUUCUGGAUCAGUCAAGAGCAGCAGGCAGACAGACUCGAGGUAUGCGGAAGAUCUUAUACAUAGAGGAGAUGCUACCGCAUGUCCCGACCAGACUGUCUGUCUGUAUUUGCACAUCAGAGCGAGGGAGGGAAGGAACAGAUCGCAGGAGUGGGUCUGAGAUGACAGACACACACAGCUUCCCCAGCCUGGUGAUGCUUGGGUUGACCAGAUGUCUCUGGGUCUAAAGCAAGAAGUUAGACCAGAGUUUUCUGAGUUGGUCAAGAUUUAAACAUUUGCCUGAGGUUAGCAGGCAACUUGCCUGUCUGUACAAACGCUCAGGUGAAAGGCUGAGAUGAAUGUCUUUCUUCUCCCCGUCUCCCAUAAGACAUCCUCCUGGGAAACUCUGGCGGAGGUCAGGCUGAGAGCUUGCCUGUAUAUAAAUUGGAGAAAUACAGAAAUACACACACUGUACACUAUCCACAGAUAUAGCCAAGUAGAUUUGGGUAGAGAAUACUAUUUCCAAAGUAGUGUUUAGCUCACCUGGGGGGAUGUGUUUAUAUACACAUUUGCAUAUACCCACAUGGGGACUUAAGCUAAUUUUUUACAGGACACAGAAUUCUAUUCAAUGCUGUUAAAUAUUGGCAAAUAGUUUAAUCUCUUCUAUUUUGUUGUUGCUUGUUUGAAGAAAACCAUGACAUUCCAAGUUGAGUUUUUUUUUUUUUCAUUUUAAUUAAAAGUUGAAAUUCUGAAUAUCCUCAGCACCCUCUUUUCCCUAUAACUGGGGUCAUCUGACUUCUGACCUUUUCUUUUUCUUCUGCUUCCUAUUUGGGGGGGGUCUUCACUUAACUGCCUUACUGGCUGGCAGAUGGCAGAUGGGCGUCAGUGUGGGUCAGGGGUUUGCACACAGGAAGGACAACUGCUGAGGGUCCUGCCUUGGCUGGAUGGCCACCUCUCCUGGGUUUUGGGACAGUUUCUGUCCUUCCCAGCUCAUUGGUGGGUGGAUGCUACCUCCUGAGGUCUUCACUUCAUGGAAUUAGUAUGGGUGGUCCCUGGGGAAACCUGGCUCAAUCAUCAGCUGUAGGGUUUUUGUUGUAUUUUUAAAAAUAAAACUAUAAUAUAAAUUCUCCUAUUAAAUAAAAUUAUUUUAAGUUUUAGUGUCAAAAGUGAGAAGCUGAGAGUAGUGAUAAUGUAUAUUUUACAGAAUUGGGUAUGGUAGGAUGGUGACAUUUAACAUGAUUGCUCUCUGUCUCUUUUUUCAGAAUAUGGGUAUUUAUCCUCUAUUAGUAUUUUGUAUCUUCAGUUCAUUCCGCUUUAGGAAACAGAGCUGCCAAUUGAAACAAGAGAAAAAAAAAGUAGACAACAAGUAGAUACACACAUGUCUAGGCAAGGGGUUUGGCAGAACCCCAGAGUGGGAAGACAGUGCAGGUACUGGAUUUCCUUGGGAUGGAUUUCACUACUGAGCAAUGUUCCCCUGAGGUCCUGCCACUGGCAAGUGGGGAGUGGGGGGCGUGGCCCUCUCCAUGGGGCUGUGUGAGCAGAGGAACUGAAGUCAGCAAGCCAGUGGUUUCUAAGGAGUGAGCCUCAUACUUGGUGUUUGGGUUUAACAUCACUUCAGUGUCAAAGUCUUGCAAGGUGGAGCUCCUGACCCAACCUGCACCAGUGCCUUCCUGCAAGUUCACACCAGCAUCUCUUCUGUGAGGCAUUUGGCUAUUCUCAGGCCCUGCUGUGGUCACCCCACUCACGUGACGAGGAACUUGGGAUGAGGUCUGAGCAUGAGGCACCUGAAAUUUCCCUGCAGAGUAAAUCAGUUAGUGGAACCAUAGCCCCAUAGGCAAGGCCCUGAUGAGAGGUCUUGGGCAAAGAAGGGUCUUUUGAAAUUGAUGUUGUCAGAGGGCGGUUUUGAGCUUUCUAUAAGCUAUAGCUUUGUUUAUUUCACCUGUUCACUUACUGUAUAAUUUAAAGUCAUUUAUGUAGCUGAGACACUUCCAUAUUUCAAUCAUAUUGUGAAUGUUUUAUUUUGCUAAAUCUUGUGUCAUGUGUAGGCUGUAAUAUGUGUACAUUGUGUCUAAGAAAAAAAAAUGAAAUCCACAUGUCGCCAUUUUUCUGGCUCAAAUUCUACAGUAGAAUGGAGGGUAAAAUACUUCUAUUUGGGUGGGCAGCUAGACUGGCAAAUCAGGAAACUGGAAGGAAGUCAUAAAGGAGCCUCCUCCUUAUUGGAAUCCCAGGGGUUCCCUGAGUAGGAAGGAGAAGAAAAAGAAACUAUGGCCGUGCCCUUGCUAUGUAUCAGCCAGCCCUGUGUCAUACACUACUCACUCUCAUUCCCUCUCCCCCAGGUCCUUUAUCAUACCCAUUUGGGAAGCCAUGACUUCUAAAAUUCCAGGACUAUAGGAAUGAUAAUUAUCCAAGUCUCUUCACUUCCUUUGGAUAUCUCUUCUGCCUCCCAAUCAAGGAAGCACCAUGCCCAGACUCUUGCUUCCCAGGCCCAUGCUCUUCUAUCGCCAGGGUGGGUAAUACUAGGGAACCCCUGCUCUUUACUGGCCCCCAGCCCCUGCCCUGCUUCAUGACAACUGAGCUUCAGCCUAUGAGUACCAUUUUUCAUCCCAUGUUUCUUGAAGCAUAAAACAUGGAAUAGUUCUAUCUAGGAGAUACUGUGGUCCCCAGAUAGUACCUUUCCCUGCCUCAGCCCUUCCCCCUCACCUGGUACAUAAUGAUCAACAACGUAGACUUCUCCCGAGUGGUUGGCUCCUGGCUACCUACAGUGAAAGCAUCACUAGAGUGUUUGUAUCAGAGAGAAACACUAUAAAAAAUCUAAUGCAAAAGCACAGCAAAAUGGGACAAUGGAGGGGAGGUGGAUCGCAACAACUUUCAAAUUGGCUCUUUGAAGAUGGGGGAGGGGAAGACUCAGAGAGUGGUUAUGCUCCACGGGCAGGGGCUUCUUAGAUUCUCCCAUGCUCCACUUUUCCUUUAGCCAGUCUGCUGUACAGAAACCCAGAAGUGAUGGAGAGGAAACCAACCAGAGAAAACCCUGUCUGGAAGGAAUGUAUUUGUUGCUAAAUUUUGUAGCACUGUUUACAGUUUUCCUCCAUGUUAUUUAUGAAUUUUAUAUUCCGUGAAUGUAUAUUGUCUUGUAAUGUUGCAUAAUGGUCACUUUUUAUAGUGUGUCCUUUAUUCUAAACAGUAAAGUGGUUUUAUUUCUAUCACA